Vicia villosa (hairy vetch) is the source of this 1170-nucleotide messenger RNA. Its product is annotated as probable LRR receptor-like serine/threonine-protein kinase At1g53420. Lineage: Eukaryota; Viridiplantae; Streptophyta; Magnoliopsida; Fabales; Fabaceae. The coding region runs from base 232 to 693 and encodes 153 amino acids. Gene Ontology annotation, molecular function: protein binding. The record is from RefSeq and is a predicted model, not a curated record. The transcript has 8 exons.
UUCGUUAGAUCUCUUGGUGUUUUUCAUCCAAACGCACCUUUAGAAGAUAAUUUUACUGGAGAACUACCCGUUACAUUCGCCAAGCUCACUACAUUGACAGAAUUCCGAAUUGAGGACAACCAAUUCUCUGGAAAGAUACCCGAUUAUAUUCAGAACUGGACAAGUAUUAAUAAGAUAAUGAUUCAAGGAAUUUCACGUUUGAGAAACUUAACAGAUUUGUAAGUUGUAUGUAUGAUAAAGGAAGGGUUGAAAUUUAAAUUUCAUUUUAAUUAUGUUUAUUUGCUUAGCUCUAAUUUCAAUAUGAUAUUCAGGAGAAUCAAUGAUUUGAAUGGAUUUGAAUAUGCACCUUUGCCUCAACUUAGUAAUCUGACACAGUUAAACAACCUGAUUCUGAGGAAUUGCAACAUCAGUGGAACUCUACCUGAAAAUCUUAAGACUAUGAAAUCAUUAAAAAUCUUAGACCUUAGCUUUAACAACUUAAGUGGAACAAUUCCGAGGACCUAUGCUGACAUGAACAGUGUGAAAUAUAUAUUUUUAACUGGAAACCUUCUGACUGGAUCAGUGCCGGCUUGGGAAAAGAAUGUCAGCGUAGAUCUUUCAUACAAUAACUUCAGCAUCAGCCAAGGGAGUCAGAUAUGUCAAGAUGAAAAUGUGAACUUGUUUUCGACCUCAUGGGCACGCAAUGGCACGUAAGUUUGGUAUUAUAAAUACUAAAACAUGCAUGUAUAUACACAUCCUUUCCAUUUCACUGGGAGGCCAUUCUAAAACACCUCCACAUAUACAAGGCUAAGGUUUUCUUCAUCACAUUAUUUUCCUAUUAUUCUCUUAGAUGCCUUUAAAUAUUUGUUUUAUCUAAGUCAUUAUUAAUUUGCUUCAAAUGUUACGCAAGCAUUUGCAAUGUCUUGAACAACCCUUGGAGGAUGAAGAUGAACCGGAGACUGAUCAUGACAUGAGUAUGUGUUUAUAUGAUGAUUUUCUAUGCCACAUUUACAAAGUUUGGUGUUUCAGAACUUCUCGGAACGAAGUUGCUACAGCUCAAUCCAUCCACUGUCAUUUUUCUGUCUUAUCCAACUUUUCUUUUGAUAAUUCCUAUGACUAACCUUUCCUAUUGAUGGAUUCCAAAAUCAUGCAGUGAACUGCUUGAUCCUACAUUUAUCUUUGCCUCAGACA